This is a messenger RNA of Erythranthe guttata (spotted monkey flower), 2666 nucleotides long. RefSeq names its product cullin-3A-like. Gene Ontology annotation, molecular function: ubiquitin protein ligase binding. Gene Ontology annotation, biological process: ubiquitin-dependent protein catabolic process. The record is from RefSeq and is a predicted model, not a curated record. Lineage: Eukaryota; Viridiplantae; Streptophyta; Magnoliopsida; Lamiales; Phrymaceae.
UCAUUCCAAACACCUCCCAAAAGGAAAUCCCUCUCUCAAACACAAACACCACUGCUUCGGAAAAAAAAAAAAAGGAAAUUGGAAAUAUAAACAGUAAAAAAGGUGAAAGAAAAUUAUUUUUAUACUUGUCUUCUCUCAAUCAAAAUCAAAACCCUCUAAUGGCGGAUUAGCUUAACGUACGACUCAAUCGUCCUCUAUAUUCUCUCUCCCCUUUCGAAAAGGAAAAUCAGUAAAACAAUCAGGCUUGUGCGCCAAUCGAUUAAUCGGAGAUUUUUCGAACGGAUUUUCGAGGAUUUAUUUUCCGAUUUUGGGGGUAAUUUGAAGAAGAAGGAUGAGUAGCGGGCAUAAGAAGAGGAAUUUUCAGAUUGAGGCGUUUAAACACAAAGUGGUGGUGGAUCCGAAGUAUGCAGAAAAGACCUGGAAGAUCUUAGAGCACGCGAUUCAUGAGAUUUAUAAUCACAACGCUAGUGGACUCAGCUUUGAAGAACUAUACAGAAAUGCUUACAAUAUGGUAUUACACAAGUUUGGGGAGAAGCUAUAUUCAGGCUUAGUGUCAACAAUGACGUUUCAUCUUCAAACAAUGUCCAAAAGUAUAGAGUCUGCCCAUGGCGUUAUCCUGGAGGAGCUUAAUACAAAAUGGAGCGAUCACAAUAAAGCACUGCAAAUGAUUCGUGACAUACUGAUGUACAUGGACAGAACUUUCAUUCCCAGCACUCGUAAAACCCCUGUUCACGAGCUCGGUCUAAACCUUUGGAGAGACAACGUAAUUCACUCCGACAAAAUCCAGACGAGGCUUCUAAACACAGUUCUUGAAUUGAUACUUAGGGAGCGCACAGGCGAAGUUAUCAACAGAGGAUUAAUGAGAAAUAUAAUCAAAAUGCUUAUGGAUUUAGGACCUUUGGUUUAUCAAGAUGAUUUUGAGAAGCCAUUUCUUGAAGUUUCGGCUGAUUUUUAUAGAGCGGAGUCUCAGGAAUUUAUCGAAUGCAGUGACUGUGGCGAUUACUUGAAGAAAGCCGAAAGGAGACUGAAUGAAGAAAUAGAGAGGGUAUCGCAUUACUUGGAUGCGAAGAGUGAAGCGAAGAUAACUAAUGUUGUGGAGAAAGAGAUGGUUGCCAAUCACAUGCUUAGGCUUGUUCACAUGGAGAAUUCGGGAUUGGUGAAGAUGCUUCUAGAUGAUAAGUUGGAAGAUUUGGGAAGGAUGUACGCCUUAUUCAAACGUGUUCCUAUUGGCCUUCCUACAAUUCGAGAUGUGAUGACUUCCCACAUCAGAGACACAGGCAAACAGCUUGUAACAGAUCCAGAGAAAUCGAAGAAUCCUGUGGAGUUUGUGGAGUCACUGCUCGAUAAAAAGGACAAGUACGAUAAGGUAAUAGCCUCGUCAUUUAACAACGACAAGACCUUCCAGAAUGCACUGAAUUCUUCUUUCGAAUAUUUCAUCAAUUUGAAUCCUCGUUCGCCGGAGUACAUAUCUUUGUUCGUGGACGAUAAACUGAGGAAAGGGUUGAAGGGAGUGAAAGAAGAGGAAAUUGAAACUAUGCUCGAUAAAGUGAUGAUGCUGUUCCGUUACCUACAGGAAAAAGACGUGUUCGAGAAAUACUACAAACAACAUCUGGCGAAGCGGCUCUUGUCGGGAAAAACAGUGUCGGACGAUGCUGAGAGAAGUUUGAUCGUGAAACUGAAAACCGAGUGCGGGUACCAGUUCACUUCGAAGUUAGAAGGCAUGUUUACAGACAUGAAAACCUCUCAAGACACAAUGCAAGGGUUCUACUCAGCACACGGUAGUGACCUGGCAAGCGGGCCCACGUUAGUUGUCCAGGUAUUAACUACUGGUUCAUGGCCAACUCAAUCGAGCAUCACUUGCAAUUUGCCGUCCGAAAUGUUGGCUCUUUGUGACAAGUUUCGAUCUUACUACCUAGGGACCCACACAGGUAGGAGAUUAUCUUGGCAGACAAAUAUGGGAACUGCCGAUCUUAGGGCAACCUUUGGCAAUGGUCAGAAAUACGAACUGAACGUCUCGACUUACCAGAUGUGUGUACUAAUGCUGUUCAACAAUGCCGAUUGUCUUAGCUAUAGGGAAAUCGAGCAAGCUACUGAGAUUAUAUCUUCUGAUUUAAAAAGGUGUCUUCAGUCAUUAGCUUGCGUAAAAGGGAAAAACGUGCUGAGAAAAGAGCCUAUGAGUAAGGAUAUUGGAGAGGAUGAUGUUUUUUCGGUUAAUGAUAAGUUUACGAGUAAGCUUCGGAAGGUUAAAAUUGGAACUGUGGCUGCGCAAAAGGAAACCGAGCCGGAAAAGCAAGAAACGAGGCAGAGGGUGGAGGAAGAUAGAAAGCCACAGAUUGAGGCGGCGGUGGUCAGGAUUAUGAAAGCUAGGAGGGUUUUGGAUCACAAUAAUAUUAUUGCUGAAGUUACGAAGCAAUUGCAGUCUCGUUUUCUGGCUAAUCCGAGUGAGAUCAAGAAACGGAUCGAGUCACUUAUUGAACGGGAUUUCUUGGAGAGGGACAAUGUGGAUAGACGAUUGUAUCGAUAUUUGGCUUGAAGAAGAAAAAAUUUAAUUUCCAGUUGAUUAUUUGGUUUAUUAUGUUAGUGGAAAUGUAAGUUAUCAACUAUUGAAGACGUUGAAUUUCAUUUCUGCGUAAUGCUUUUGAUUUCAAUGAAACUUUCGUCUGUUA